This is a messenger RNA of Striga asiatica, 1363 nucleotides long. Lineage: Eukaryota; Viridiplantae; Streptophyta; Magnoliopsida; Lamiales; Orobanchaceae. The record is from the annotation of a GenBank genome assembly.
CCCAUUUCAAAAACCGGUAUCCGGCAGGCGAUCCAUAGGCCCCGUUGCUCCUUCACGGCGAUUCCCUGGCGGCGCUCUUCAAUUUCCAGGUCUCUUUCUCUAUCUGUCUCCAAAUUCUGAGCGUGAGCUAUCAUUUUCUACGGUGUUUUACGGAUUGGGUUCAUACACCAUUUCAAAUGAAAGCCACAUUCUUUGAGCUGUUAGUGAAAAUCUACUUCAGAAACCGAUCUGUUGCACAAUAGGGUUUAUGCGUUUAGUUACCACAGUUCAACUCAGACCUCCAUUGUUGUUUUUGAAUUGGGGCUUGUAAGGUUCAAAACAAAGGAAGAGGAGAAAAGAACUAAAAAUAAAAAUGAGUGAAUUUGGUGGGGGAUCUGAUCCUCCAUCUCCCCCUAUUUCAAUCACCUCGUCUGAGUCGUCCAUGAGCAGUGGCUUUGAUGCUAAUCGAAUUGCAGAGGUGAAGGCAUGGCUCGUUUCGCAGUUUGAUGCAGCCGGGAAAGACGUGCCAGAUUUCGAGUACACUCCCCGGAGCAUCUCUCACUUGCACAAUAUAGCCACCCUUUCGCAGGCCAAAACUCAGGCGGCCACCAUUGUGGCCGGUGAUUUCCGUCAGAAGGCUGCCGAGUAUCGUUCUCAAGCUGCUAGGAUAAGAGAGAUACUAGAGCAUGUGGGAUUGGCACAAGAGAGUUUGCCGUCGAAUGUGGUGUCGUCUUCCCAAGUUCUUGCGAAUGUUGCAAAUCUGUUGAAUAUUAGGGAUACAGAACUAAGUAGUUUUCUUGUGGCAAUGGCGGAUCUAUCCCUGAGAAAAACGGCAGUAGAAGAGAAAAGAGCCAAAGUACAGAAGGAGUCCAAGGAACUUCUCGACUAUACUCGAAAGGCAAUAGCAAGAUUGACUUAUUUGAAAAGAACACUUGCACAAUUGGAGGAUGAUAUAGCUCCUUGUGAAGCUCAAAUGGAACACUGGAAAACAAAUUUGGCCAUAAUGGAAUCAAAGGAAAGACAGUACCUGCAGCAGUAUUCUAAUUAUAAGGCAUUGCUCAAUCGUGUGGGAUAUAGCCCUGAGAUUAGUCAUGGGGUGUUAGUUGAAAUGGCUGAGCACCAGAAGGACCUGGAGAAGAAAACAAAACCAAUACUCGAGACACUUAGAAGCUACCAGGAUUUACCCCCGGACAAGGCAUUGGCAGCACUUGCUAUUGAGGACAAGAAAAGGCAAUUUGCUGCUGCCGAGAAGUACCUUGAAGAUGUGCUGCAAUCUGCUCUAGCUUCUUCCGAGUGAUUAUCAACUAUAUAUCAAAGGCUGAGUUUCAUCUGGGUCUUGCAUCUAUCUUGGUUAUGGUGUUGUUCUUUUUUUUUUUUUUUUUUU